Linum tenue is the source of this 2439-nucleotide messenger RNA. NCBI's taxonomy places the organism in Eukaryota, Viridiplantae, Streptophyta, Magnoliopsida, Malpighiales, Linaceae. The record is from the annotation of a GenBank genome assembly.
UCCAAAGCAAAAAAGCUUCCUUCUCUUCUCCCCUUCCCAAUGGCGAAAUCCCCCCUCUUUUCGAGCGCUCAUCAAUUUAAACCAAUCCUUCUCUUCCUCUUCUAUUCGUGUGUGACAGACUGGCUUUCCCACUCCGUCGAAUUUUUCGGCCGAACCCCAAUCCUUCCGUUGCGGUGAGGCCAACAGACGGACUCUCCAAUCUGUCGACUAUCGGGAUACUCUUUGUUGGGCAUUCGUACUUUUCUCAACUUAGAGCUUGGCAGAAUGAGCGAUUCUGAGGAAGAAUCAUUUGAGGGUGAUGAUUCGGUGGGGGGUUCUUUGGAAGACUCAGCUUCAGCUAGUAGUUCGAGUGAUGAUGACUCUGGUUCGGCCUCUUCGGAGGAGGUAGGAGUUUCGAGAACGAGUAACAGAGAGGGUGGGAGUCAGAGUGCCAACAGGCUUCCCCUCCAUGUUGCCACACCUGCUAGGAUGGACAUUGAGCAUUGUCGUUCCUUGAAAAUAGUUUCUUGGAGGGACAUGUUUACUUCUUCUGAUAACCCUCCAGACGAAGGGCGGAAUCUUGGACCGAAGAUCUUUAGUGGUCUCACUUCGAGGGAUGCACUCACAUCUCAGCUCGUCGGGCUCCAUCUCCCAACGCAUUGGGAUUACGCCUGUUCCAGCGAUGGUGUUACCAUCGGCAAUUGUCCCAAGGGGUGGAUGGGUGUAUAUGUCGAGUCAGUGCAGUUCGGUAUGAUCUUUCCUUUGGCGAAUUGGCUCAAGGAGUUCAUUCACAGGACUGGAGUCACGGUCAGCCGCCUCUCACCUUCCUUUUGGGCGCAAGCAACAGCUUUCACUCUGGCGUGUGAGCUAGUUGGCACGACCCCGACGUUACGUCUCUUUUGCUAUGUUUUCACCUUCCUCCAUCUUCCGAAUUCCUUGACUUUGCUGAAGAAUCGUGCUAUUAAGGGUUUCAUUCGGAAGUCCCCCAAGCUUACCCCAUGGUGUAGAGAUUUCUUCUUUGUACGCCCUCCUCCGGAUGAGUGGGUAACUGAUGAUUCCAAGCCGCUUCCUACCGGUUGGGCAUUGGGACGUAGUCUGGAACGACCUGAGUUGACGAGCGAUGAGCAACGGAUUAUCGCUGCCAUAGGGAAGCUGCCUUCAUGGGAGUUGUGGGAUGAGCGCAUUUGCCUUGCUUUGGUGGGGGCGGUGUUUGAUAACUCAAUGGUGUCGCGCCGGAUGCUCUUUCCUGCAGUCACGGCCUCUCGAGGCACCGAAGGUGACUCCCGGCACUCUCCCGCUCCCAAAGUUUCGGCAGCAGCGGGGACAUCCCUGCACGAGGCUCCACGUGCUUCAUCUGGCGCUGCUCCUCCGACUUCAGCACCGGUGAUCUCUGAUUCUCCUCCUAGAAAUGUGUCCCCCUCUCAUCAUGGAACCAAGCGGCGAGCUUCCGAUGUUCAAGCUGAGCGAGCCACUCGUGCCCGAGUAGGGUCGAAGUCGGUUGUGAUUCCUGCCGAUGCCCGUCAGUCAAAGCAGGCUGCUGUCAGUGCGCUGCACUCUAUUGUUUCGGCACUCUCCGAUGAGGAGGAGAUAAUACCCGCUUCUGAAGUCGACGGCAGCGUCGCCGACGCCUGUCUUCUGGUAUGCCCGCUUAAUUUACUUCCUUACGCACAUUCCUUUUCAUGACAUCGUUUCUCAUAACUCUUAAAACACUUACUUGUUUCUACUUUUAUAGUUACUGGAUCGUGCAGACAAGUUGAUACUCCAACACACAGAGGAACGCGAGGCUCGGCGUAAGAUUUCUCAGACGGCCGACGCUUACAGAAAGGAGAUCGACGAGCUGAAGAAAGCUCUUGAAGCCUGCGAGACGAAACAGAAGGAUAUGGAGACGCGCCAUGCUGAGGAGGCCUCUGCUGCUCGGGACUUUCUUGAAAAUGAGAGAGAGGGCUGGCGCUUGAACCUGGAAAAUGCGGUCAAGGAGGCGAAGGCUACCGCACUUAAGCGAUGCAGGAACAUGAUCGACAAACUCUAUCGCGGCAUUCCUGCGGUGUUCAGAGAGCUCUAUCCUGAAGACAGAUGGGAGCCGGCGUUCACGAGGAAGCUGUCCGCCUUCGUCAAAACUGAAGGCAAGUCCCUUGCGUCCGAGGAUGGCACCUACGAUGCACUUGAUGUCGAUGGCGUGGCCAUAAAGGACUAUUUUCCUACUGGCAGGGAUGGGAAGCUAUUGCUCAGCUUAAGGUUAGAUUAGUAUGAUGCUGUGUUAGGUCGAUUCCAGUUUAGAGUCUACGGCUGAAAUCUAUACAAGUAUCUAAUUUACUUUCGCAAGAUCAAUGUUCUCCAUCAAGGAUAUACCUUUGGGAACGUUAAUUAAUAUGGACUACUGAUUUGUGUUUGGUUUUAAGUCGGGCUAAUUGGAUCAUGCUGCAAGUACUGUAUUGUAUUCUUUGAGACAAUUAAGCAUGC